Molecule: messenger RNA, 761 nt
Organism: Microtus oregoni (creeping vole)
Lineage: Eukaryota; Metazoa; Chordata; Mammalia; Rodentia; Cricetidae
Product: dual specificity protein phosphatase 13
Exons: 5
Coding region: 27-761 (244 amino acids)
Biological process (GO): negative regulation of MAPK cascade; protein dephosphorylation
Cellular component (GO): cytoplasm
Molecular function (GO): MAP kinase phosphatase activity; protein tyrosine/serine/threonine phosphatase activity
Source: RefSeq, a predicted model, not a curated record
CUGCCACACUGGUCCUGGCUUACCUCAUGCUGCAUGAGCAGCUCUCCUUAAGGCAGGCAGUCCUUGCGAAACAGCAUCAAGUGUGCAGAGACAGGCGACUGGAAGCCAGCAGUCCACGUUGUCCGCCAGAGACGAUUACAGCCUGGGCAGGAUCUCCUCACAGGAUGGACUCACUGCAGAAGCAGGACCUUCGGAGGCCAAAGAUUCAUGGGGCAGUCCAGGUGUCCUCCUACCAGCCACCCACUCUGGCCUCGCUGCAGCGAUUGCUGUGGGUCCGUCGGAACGCCACACUGACCCACAUCAAUGAAGUCUGGCCCAACCUUUUCUUGGGAGAUGCGUAUGCUGCACGAGACAAGAAUCGUCUUAUCCAACUGGGCAUCACCCAUGUUGUGAAUGUUGCUGCGGGCAAGUUUCAGGUGGACACCGGUGCCAAGUUUUAUCGCGGAACACCUCUGGAGUACUAUGGCAUUGAAGCUGAUGAUAAUCCCUUCUUUGACCUCAGUGUCUACUUUCUGCCUGUUGCUCGAUACAUCAGAGAUGCCCUCAACACUCCCCAAAACCGCGUGCUGGUGCACUGCGCCAUGGGGGUAAGCCGCUCAGCCACGGUUGUCCUGGCCUUCCUCAUGAUCUGCGAGAACAUGACGCUGGUCGAUGCCAUCCAGACGGUGCAGGCCCACCGAGAUAUCUGCCCCAACUCGGGCUUUCUCCGACAACUCCAGGUUCUGGACAACAGGCUGAGGCAGGAAACGGGGCGGCUCUGA